AUGACCGACUACAAGUUUGAAGGAUGGCUUGGCCUCGAUGCCAGCUCGGCCGAGGGCAAGAUGCAAUGGGGCGAGUUUGAGCCCAAGCCUUGGGAGGAGACCGACAUCGAUAUCAAGAUCUCUCACUGCGGUAUCUGCGGCAGCGACCUUCACACUCUCCGCUCCGGAUGGGUCGUCAGAGUCGGUUCUCAAGUCAAGCACCUCGCUCUGGGCGACCGCGUGGGUGUCGGUGCCCAGUCCGACUCUUGCUGCAGCCGCAUGGGCAAGCCUUGCGAGGCCUGCGAGUCUGGCCAGGAGAACUACUGCCCCAACAAGCACGUCGGUACCUACAACGGCGUCUACCUCAACGGCGGCAAGUCCUACGGCGGUUACGCCACCUACAACCGCGUUCCCGCCCGCUUCGCCGUCAAGAUUCCCGAGGGCAUCUCCAGCGCCGAGGCCGCUCCGAUGUUGUGCGGUGGUGUGACCACCUACGCUCCCCUCAAGCACCACGGCGCCGGUCCCGGCAAGACAGUCGGUAUCGUCGGUCUCGGUGGCCUCGGCCACUUUGGUGUCAUGUGGGCCAAGGCUCUCGGUGCGGACAAGGUCGUUGUCAUCUCUAGAACAAACGCCAAGAAAGAGGACGCCCUCAAGAUGGGCGCUGACGAGUUCAUCGCUACCGCCGAGGACCCCAGAUGGGGCAAGACCCACGCCAACACCAUCGAUUUGAUCGUCUGCACUGUCAGCCAGACCGACAUGCCGGUACAGGACUACUUCAACCUGCUCAAGUUUGACGGUGUCUUUGUGCAGGUCGGUCUGCCCGAUGACGGCUUCCCAACCUUCCAGCAGAAGCCCUUGAUCUUCAAGCGCAUCAAGAUCACUGGCAGUUUGAUCGGCAGCCCGGAUGACAUCAGGGAGAUGUUCGACUUGGCCCUCGCCAAGGGUGUCAAGCCGUGGAUUUCUACCAUCCCCAUGAAGGACGCCAACCAGGCUAUUAUCGAUUUCGAGAAGGGAGCGCCGAGAUACAGAUUCGUCUUGGAGAACGAGCCGGAGGCCAAGGCUUCCCUUUGA
Messenger RNA from Podospora anserina S mat+, 1050 nucleotides. RefSeq lists its product as uncharacterized. Gene Ontology annotation, biological process: alcohol metabolic process. Gene Ontology annotation, molecular function: alcohol dehydrogenase (NADP+) activity. The coding region runs from base 1 to 1050 and encodes 349 amino acids. The transcript is spliced from 2 exons. NCBI's taxonomy places the organism in Eukaryota, Fungi, Ascomycota, Sordariomycetes, Sordariales, Podosporaceae. The record is from RefSeq and is a predicted model, not a curated record.